ACCGCCAGAAGAAAAGCCACCCGUUUGUCCCCCUCCCCUACCUUCCAUCCUUUGCCCAGGAGCUGCCUUCCUUGCAGUCACGCCCCUUCCUUCCUAGGAGCUUUCUGGCUGCCCAAGCGGGUGGGCCAUCGAUUUAUUCUCCUAUCUCGCUUCUCUUUGGUCUCAUCUUCUCUGAGUUUUUACCUUCCCCUCCACCCCCACCUCCAGUCUGUCUCUCCUGCGAUCAUCCGCAGUUCCAGCCUCCGGCCUGGUAUCCUGUCUGCCCACUGCCACCAAGAAGAGCGCGGACAGAACAGCGAGGAAGGGAGCAGCCAGAAUUUGGGGCUUCUUCCUUGCCUAUCCCUGACCGCCGGCCCUAAACCAAACCCAGUGGAAGCGAGCAGAGAAUCGUCACCUUUAGGGGGUCAAGGGCAGCCCAGGUGCCCAAUUUCUCUCUCUCUUCACAAGGCACCACCAGCAAUAGAGAUGAGAAAUUCUGAAGAACAACCAAGUGGAGGAACCACAGUAUUGCAGCGCCUGCUACAAGAGCAGCUUCGCUAUGGCAAUCCUAAUGAAAACCGCAACCUGCUUGCCAUACACCAGCAAGCCACAGGGAAUGUCUCUCCUUUCCCAAGUGGCAGUGGGAACCCAGGUCCUCAGAAUGAUAUAUUGAGUUCUCAAGACCACCAUCAACAACUUGUGGCUCAUGCUGCUAGACAAGAGCCCCAGGGGCAGGAAAUUCAGUCAGAAAAUAUCAUCCUAGAGAAACAACUUUCCCCUCGGAUGCAGAAUAAUGAAGAACUCCCAACAUAUGAAGAAGCCAAGGUCCAAUCCCAGUACUUUCGGGGGCAACAGCAUGCCAGUGUUGGAGCUGCCUUUUAUGUCACUGGAGUCACCAACCAGAAGAUGAGGACUGAGGGACGCCCAUCAGUUCAGCGACUUAAUCCUGGGAAGAUGCACCAGGAUGAAGGACUCAGAGAUCUUAAGCAAGGACAUGUCCGCUCAUUGAGUGAACGACUAAUGCAGAUGUCAUUGGCCACCAGUGGAGUUAAGGCUCAUCCACCUGUUACCAGUGCUCCCCUCUCCCCACCACAACCCAGUGACCUCUACAAAAAUCCCACAAGUUCCAGUGAAUUCUACAAGACCCAAGGGCCAUCUCCCAACCAGCAUAGCCUGAAGGGCAUGGAACAUCGAGGUCCCCCACCAGAGUAUCCAUUCAAGGGCAUGCCACCCCAGUCAGUGUGCAAGCCCCAAGACCCAGGGCUCUUUUAUAGUGAGCAUCGUCUGAACCAGCCAGUGAAAACAGAGGGGCAACUGAUGAGAUAUCAGCAUCCCCCUGAGUAUGGAGCAGCCAGGCUACCACAAGACAUCUCCUUGACACUGUCAACCAGAAACUCUCAGCCUCACAGCCCUACUUCCUCCCUCACAUCUGGGGGUUCCUUGCCCUUGCUGCAGUCUCCACCAUCCACUAGGUUGUCUCCUGCUCAGCAUACCUUGGUCCCAAACCAAGGUGACCACUCAACUCACUUGCCAAGGCCACAGCAGCAUUUUCUUCCUAAUCAGGCUCACCAAGGUGAUCAUUACCGCCUCACUCAGCCAGGCCUGAGUCAGCAGCAGCACCCUCCCCACCAGCAGCAGCAACAGCAGCAGCAGCCAUCUUCUGGAGAAGUCUACUCAGCUAUGCCACGGGCUCAGCAGUCUGCUUCUUACCAGCCAAUGCCAACAGAUCCUUUUGCCAUUGUUUCCAGAGCACAGCAGAUGGUUGAAAUUCUCUCAGAUGAGAAUCGAAACUUGCGGCAGGAGUUGGACGGAUGCUAUGAGAAGGUAGCAAGACUGAAGAAGGUGGAGACAGAAAUCCAGCGUGUUUCAGAAGCAUAUGAGAACCUUGUGAAGUCAUCCUCCAAAAGAGAAGCCCUGGAGAAAGCCAUGAGAAACAAGCUUGAGGGCGAGAUACGGAGGAUGCAUGACUUCAACAGGGAUCUGAGAGAGCGACUAGAGACUGCCAACAAACAGCUUGCAGAGAAAGAAUAUGAGGGUUCAGAAGACACCAGAAAAACCAUCUCUCAGCUUUUUGCAAAAAAUAAAGAAAACCAGAAGGAGAAGGAGAAGCUAGAAGCUGAGCUAGCCACUGCCCGUUCUACCAAUGAGGACCAAAGGCGACACAUUGAAAUCCGAGAUCAGGCCUUGAGUAAUGCCCAGGCCAAGGUGGUGAAGCUGGAGGAAGAGUUGAAAAAGAAGCAAGUAUAUGUAGAUAAAGUGGAGAAGAUGCAACAGGCCCUUGUACAGCUCCAGGCAGCAUGUGAAAAACGUGAGCAGCUAGAGCAUCGUCUUCGGACAAGAUUGGAGAGGGAACUGGAAUCUCUCAGAAUUCAGCAGCGUCAGGGAAACUCUCAGCCCACCAGUGUUUCAGAAUAUAAUGCUGCUACAUUGAUGGAGCUUCUCCGUGAGAAAGAGGAACGGAUCUUGGCCCUGGAAGCUGAUAUGACUAAGUGGGAGCAGAAGUAUUUGGAGGAGAAUGUGAUGAGACAUUUUGCUUUGGAUGCUGCUGCAACUGUAGCUGCUCAGCGGGACACAACAAUCAUCAGUCACUCUCCUAACACCAGCUAUGACACAACUCUAGAAGCUCGCAUCCAGAAGGAGGAGGAAGAAAUCUUGAUGGCAAAUAAACGUUGCCUUGAUAUGGAGGGCAGGAUUAAGACCCUCCAUGCCCAGAUUAUUGAGAAGGAUGCCAUGAUCAAAGUACUCCAACAGCGUUCCCGGAAGGAGCCCAGUAAGACAGAACAGCUGUCAUCUAUGCGGCCAGCAAAGUCUCUCAUGUCCAUUUCCAAUGCUGGAGCAGGCUUGCUUUCCCACUCUUCCACCCUGACUGGCACCCCCAUCAUGGAAGAGAGACGAGAUGACAAGAGCUGGAAGGGGAGCCUGGGAAUUCUCCUAGGUGGAGACUACCGUGCAGAGUCAGUCCCUUCCACUCCUUCACCAGUGCCACCCUCAACUCCCUUGCUCUCAGCUCACUCUAAGACAGGCAGCCGAGACUGCAGCACCCAAACAGAACGGGGAACGGAACCAAAUAAAACCACACCUGCUACUCCAAUCUCUAUCCCUGCUCCAGUUGUUACUGCUGCCUCCAUCAUUGCCAACACUGCUACAAACACCACCACCAUGGUAGCUGCUGCUCCAGUUGCUACUGCUGCUUCAGCUGCUGCCACUGCCACUGCUGCCCCAUCUCCAGCAACUGCUGCUAGUGCUGCUCUUGCUGCUACUGUUUCUCCAGCUGCUUCUGCUCAGAUCCCAGCUGCUGCUUCUGCUGUAGCUGCUGUUGUUGCUGUUGCUCCUGCUCCUGCUAUCACUGCCUCUGCUGUCCAAGUUGCUCCAGCUUUCCCAGCUAUGGUUCCAGCUUCAGUUCCAACUCCGGUUCCAGCUCCAGCAGCGGUUCAGGCUUCUGCUCCAGUUUCGACUCAGGCAACAACUCCAGCUUCGGUUUCAUCUGCUAUUUCAGUUCCAGCUUCUACUUUGUCUUUGGCUCAGGCUGAAACUUCUGCAAACCCAACUGCCAGUUCUGGACCAUGCCAUCUGUCUCUACCAAGUUUGACCUGCAAUCCAGACAAGACAGAUGGCCCUGUUUUUCACUCCAGUACCCUGGAAAGAAAAGUUCCUAUUCAGAUCCUGGGACAUGAGCCUGAUGCAGAGAUGGUGGAAUAUCUCAUCUGAAGGUUCUACUCAAAAGCUGCAGUUUAUCAGCAAGAAUUCUUUUAAUCAUUUAUUUUCUAUUGCUGUUCUUAUUUUGAGGGUGAGGAGAAAGUUUGAUGGGGUUGUUUUUUAAAGAGACUUUUUAUUGAAACAAAACAUUACUUAAAUAAUUCAGUGAACACCAGUCUUGUCUGCUACCUGUAGAAAGUAUCUCUAAAGACAGGUUAACAAGAAUUUGCUCUAAAGAUUAUUGUUGGGAUUUAUGCAAAUACUGGAACUGCUUAUGGAUUGGUAUACACCAAUGUUUUCCAUGUGCUUAAAUUUGUUUAACAUUUCCAUAUUCUGAAUCAUUUUAUUGAAGAGUACAGUAUGUUUGGAAGAUAGUUAAUAACAUGUAGUUCAGAGGUGGGAAGUCAGAAAGAAUCUGAGCAUGUACUGUUUUUACAUGGUUAUUAUCUGGGAAGUAUCCAGACAGAGCUCUUGCCAUGGGCUCAUGAAAGGGAAUAGUAUUUGGAACUAUGUAAGUUAUAGAAAAGCUAGGGAGUAUUUGGUUAUGGAAUGGAGUGGGGGUAAUUUUUCCUCUGAAUUUCCUAGCUACCCUGUGCCAGAGAAUUGUGUUUAAAUUCAUUUCAGUGGUGCUUUGGAAUUGAAUAAUUUUGGUUUCCUCCUAGAAGUACAUACAUUAGUAUGUAUACUUGGUAGUAAUUUAUGCAUUUGGAUAACUAAUAUAUUGCUUUCAGAUGCUAGGAGAGUAAAUUAUCUGAGUGAUGUACAACUUCCUCUCUUUUAGGAGUUAGGCCAUCAGAAGCUUUUAUGUAUUGUUGCAUGAGUGCUAUAUGCAGACUUCUAUGGUUUGUAUCUAGCCAGAGACACAGCUCUCUUACUUUGCUGAAACCAGUCUGUUUAUUGUUCAUUUCUUCUUUAGCACAGACAAACUGGCUGUGUCACCAGCCUCAGAGUGUAAAUCAUUUGCAUAAUGAGGAAGGUUUUUUUUUGUUGUUGUUGUUGAUGUGCUGAGUGUUUUGAGUGUCUGGUGACUAGUUUGUAAUAGUUCAUUUUGUUUUCUCAAAUUAUUAGCAUAUAUCUUAAAAGGUAUAUUUGACUAUCAUCUCUAAAUGAAUUGCACCAUAAUUCCAAAUGUUGCAGUCGGGGAGAGGUGGACUUCAGUAGGACCCUUAGCUACCUCUUCUCAUGCCAGUGACUCCAACUUAGAAUAACUUUGAAGGAUAGCAGGUAACACACCUGUAAUCAGAGACCUAGGAGGACACAUCUGUAGUCUUUGCUAGAGAGCAGCCUCCAGGGAAACAGAAGGGCUACCUAUUGCUACAAGUCCCCAUAAAAGAUACCACCUCUCUGCCCUUCAACAAGGUGACAAAUCUGUAAAUGACAUCAAAACCAGCUUCCCGGUAUAUUAAUAGGGUGAGAAUAUUGGGAGGUACUGGAUAAGGGUGGUGGGGGGUUAUGGGGCUGGGGAUGUGUUAGUUAGAAAGCAGAUUAAUAGAAUAGGCCUGAUACAUUAUGCCAUGAAGAAUAGUGACAAGAAGGAACUUUAGCAAUAUAACCCUUUGAGGUCAUUUGUAUCUCAAUGUCCACUCAUUUUAGUAAUGAGGAAACUGAGACCUGGAGAGAUUGAUGUUUUUAAGAGUAAACAAUACUGCUGUCAAUUCUAUCAGUUAUCAUGCUUGUUUUGGGAAACCUUAUAUAUUCUCCCCCCCAAAAAAACCCUAAUUUCAAGAAAAGGCAUAUUCAUAUUUGGGGCAUAUGUAGUUUAUAAAAUCUCCUUGGUUUUCAUAGUUAUUUCAGGGAUCUGAAUUCUUAUCUUGUUUUUCUGGCAGUGCCUUUUGAAAGGUUUUCCCUUUUUUGAUCCUAUUUUAAAACUGAGUCAUGUGAAACAUCGCUUAAGAAACCAACUUAAUUAUUCUGUUGCUAUGGGGUUGGCUGUCUUGAAUCAUCUUACAGGGUUUCUGUGUGAAUAUGAAAAUGGCAUACUUAACAGUAUUCUUGUGCCAGUCUUUAAUAUCUUCUUAAGGAGUGUGUGACUUUUAGCCAGCCAUGGCAUUUUUAAUUAUGAAGUCUUCCCUUAUCAAGUGAAUCCCAAACAAACAAAACAUGUGGUAAAGCACAUUCAAACCUCCUUUUAGUUAUAAGGGGAAAAGCAUCAAGCAUUAAAGGUAACCACCAACAAAUAUAAGGAAAACUACUUUUCAUCCAAAUAAACACAUAAAAAUAAAACAAACCUUUCACAUGGCUAUGCCACAUUUCUGGAAUUUUUGCUAGCACUGGGAGCCAUAAUAUUAAUCACAUUUUGAAAGAUGACAAAUGUUAUACGUUCCACACUGUGUGACAACUAUCCAUGUAUUUUGGAGAAAGAAGGGAAUUCUUGUCUAAGCACAAUUCCUAAUUUUCAACAUCUCUGUCCCUUUACCCCACAGGUAUUUUUUUUCUCAAUCCCAUCUUAGUUAAUGUUCUAAAAUCAUACCAUUCAUUUAAGAGAUGGUAGAAGUUUGUAUCAGUGUAUUCAUUUACAAAGAAUAUAUAAAUUCAUCCUUUUCAAAAAUGUCUUAAAACUGUUAUUUUAAGAAUUCAGGCUUAUGGGAUAAAUCUCAAGUUAUUCACAUUUUCACAUUUAUGUGGAUGUAACAUUUGGGGAUCUUUCUGAACUCCCACCUAUCUAUGCAUUUUAUUGGCACCUCAGAACAAGAGGACCAUCUUGUUGUCUUAACUUGUACUACCCAGUGUUCUCUGGGUACCGUAUAAGUAUGUUUUACUCCUACGUUUCAGUUCAGAAAAACUUCAUAAGAAUGAACUCUACUUGAUUUAAAUUCACAUUAACAAUUUUUAUGAAAUAAAUGUAGCUUGAGAAUUCUUGAUUGUUGUUUUAAUGAAGGAUUAAUUUUCAUUGCUGCUCUUGAGUUUCAGGAUAAUAGGAUAGCAAGAGCCUGAAAUGUCUACCAUCAUCUGUCAUAGGAAACAUACCAAGCAACCCGUUAUGCUCUUUUUCUUGUUACAUUGUUGGGUGGAUACAGUUGGAAAGUGAACAAAUUGAAAACUACUUUUUAGGAAGAGCCUAAACACUUAUGCCAUGACAGCUUAAACUGUAUUCAUAUGCAUCAACUUUUAUAAAUUAUAGUCUCAUGUUUCUUAGCCAUACAGUCUCCUGUUAUCUCAGUUGCAUAUUCACAUAUGGAUUAUGUUACUUAAAAUGUAUGCAUCAUUACUGGUUAUGUUUUCAAAGGAAGGCAUAAGAUAUAGGAUAAAUGCAACCAGCUUCAACUCACCAUGAUUCUUGGAAAUUUAUCAUCUUGUAAGUGUCAUCCAUCAUCAAUAGGACAAGUACUGGAGUUUGUUUAUUUUUUCCAGUAGCAACAAUGGGUUACAUAGAAUCAUCAAAUCUACUGGACUCCCCUGUGAUUAAUGGCAUGUGUAUGUAAAAUGAAUAGUUGGCGUUGGCAGAUGUAUGAAAUUGCCUUGGUUUAAAAUGUAUGUGGUUCCAUAAUGUUCAAAACCCUGUACUGUAAUCAGCUGAGCUAGUUCCAAUAAAGUUAAGCAGGUUUGAAUACACGUUGUGCCUAUCUUUUCACUAAUAAUAAAGUUAGAUAUUUUAAAAUUCA
Messenger RNA from Erinaceus europaeus (western European hedgehog), 7277 nucleotides. RefSeq names its product angiomotin (gene AMOT). Gene Ontology annotation, molecular function: signaling receptor activity. The record is from RefSeq and is a predicted model, not a curated record. The transcript has 12 exons. Gene Ontology annotation, biological process: establishment of cell polarity involved in ameboidal cell migration; actin cytoskeleton organization; regulation of cell migration. Gene Ontology annotation, cellular component: plasma membrane; cytoplasmic vesicle; bicellular tight junction. The coding region runs from base 466 to 3687 and encodes 1073 amino acids. Lineage: Eukaryota; Metazoa; Chordata; Mammalia; Eulipotyphla; Erinaceidae.